Loxodonta africana (African savanna elephant) is the source of this 2591-nucleotide messenger RNA. It is a transcript of the gene HDHD3, whose product is annotated as haloacid dehalogenase like hydrolase domain containing 3. Gene Ontology annotation, cellular component: nucleus. The record is from RefSeq and is a predicted model, not a curated record. The transcript is spliced from 3 exons. Bases 368 to 1123 code for a protein of 251 amino acids. Lineage: Eukaryota; Metazoa; Chordata; Mammalia; Proboscidea; Elephantidae.
GACAGUGGGGCGCAGGGUAAAGGGAAGUGAGAGCGCGGCGGGGAAGGCAAGCGGAGGGGGCCCUAAAGGAGAGGGCCGCUGGGACGGAGAGCGCCAGCUAGCAAGACUCCGCCUCUGGCCCCGCCCCGAGGGGCCGUGCGCCUGCGCGCCGUUGCCGGAGCCGGUGGGGAGCUGCGACGGUUUCCUUGACCCGCUUUCCUGCGAGGGUCCUGUGAAGACGUUCCCCAAGUGCCCCAUGUCAGCCAGCAAGUCUGACUCACAAGGCCUGGAAAGAGAAGCCUUUUAGAUUGUGGGGGGGUGAUCUUGUCCAGCUCAGUUUCCCUUUGGCCCCUGGGACCUGAGGUGGAAUCGGCCUUUUUGCACACCCAUGGCACCCCGACUGCAGAUACGGCUGAUAACGUGGGACGUGAAAGACACACUGCUCAAGCUUCGCCACCCCGUGGGGGAGGAGUAUGCUACCAAGGCCCGGGCCCAUGGGCUAGAGGUGGAGGCCACAGCCCUGGGGCAAGCCUUCAGGCAGGCAUACCAGGCUCAGAGCCAAAGCUUCCCCAACUAUGGCCUGAGCCAGGGCCUUACCUCCCGCCAGUGGUGGCUGGAUGUGGUCCUGCAGACCUUCCGCCUGGCAGGUGUUCGGGAUGCACAGGCUGUGGUUCCCAUUGCUAACCAGCUAUAUGAAGACUUUAGCAACCCCUGCACCUGGCAAGUGUUGGAGGGGGCCAGGGCCACCCUGACAGGGUGCCGCAAGCGAGGUCUGAAGCUGGCCGUGAUCUCCAACUUCGACCGGCGGUUAGAGGAUAUCCUGGUGGGUCUUGGCCUACGGGAACAUUUCGACUUUGUGCUGACCUCUGAGGCUGCAGGCUGGCCCAAACCAGACCCCCGCAUUUUCCAUAAGGCUUUGCAGCUUGCUCACAUGGAACCGGCAGUGGCAGCCCAUAUUGGGGAUAGUUACCACCGUGAUUACCAGGGUGCCCAGGCUAUAGGCAUGCAGAGUUUCCUUCUGACUGGCCCGGAGCCUCUGGACCCCGUGGUCAAGAAUUCUAUACCUGAAGGACACAUUCUCCCUUCGUUGUCCCAUCUCUUGCCUGCCCUUGACCACCUAAAAGGCUUGUCCCAGGGGCUUUGAGUCUGCUAAGGGAAGUGGCUAUGCCCUGAGGCCCUGCAGGAGCCCCUAAACAAACAUCUGAGACAGGGAGCCCCUUCCUUCCCCAUAAAUCUGGCCUUUGCCCUCUCCCUGCGGCCUCCAUAACCCAUUCAGACUAUAAAGCAGAGUGCCAGGCUUUCUGCCCUGCUCCACUAACCUGCUUGUGGUCUCUGAGAUCAGUACAUUCUUCUUCACUCGUAUUCACACGUGUGCCCCUUUAUUAGUCCCCCUUACCUCUAGCAAGAUUCACAAGAAUUUUCAAACUUUAUGUUAGCCACAGAGCCCUAUAAUCAUGGCAUACCUUACAAUACGCAAAACAAAAAUAAUGAGAAACUACUAGAGUAGAAACAGAGGCCCUAAGGCUACUGAUUCGGGCUUCUGCAGCCUCCAAGACACCCUCUCCCCUUGGAAGUGGGUGAGAGGAGCUUCGUUUGAAAAUCAGGGUGUUAAGCUAGGCUGUAAAGGACACUAUCUGCUAAGACCACAUAGUCUGAAUGGGAGAGAUUUUAGACAAGGAACUACAGUCAGAAGAUCCACCCUAUGCCUGCCGUGUGUCAGGCACUCUGCUAAGUUCUUCAUAUGCAUUACUUUGUUUAGCCCUCAGAGUUAUCUAGUAGGGGUCAGGUGUUGUGAGUCCCACCCCUACUUUACAAAUGAGGAGAACAGAUUCAGAGGUUAAAUAGCCUGCCUGAGUCAGUAAGUGGUGGAGUCAGGAUUCAAAUUUAGGCAUAUCUGACUCCAGAGCCCUUUGGCUCAACCACGAGUUUGCAAGUAGAAGGAUUUAUGUCUCAUGAGACAUACAGUCCAAUGGAGAUCUUGAGAGAGUAGGGAAUAUAUUCUAAAGGAUGUCAAUCUUGAGCAUAAGCAAGAGGCAUAGGGAAAAGGCACAGGGAAAGGGGACUGGAGCUCAGAAUGGCGGGAUUGUAAGGAAUGUGGGUGGAAUAAUUAGAGACUGGAGAAGUAAGUAGGUUGGGUUUUAAAAUUCUAUUUCUCUUCCUGCCUGCCCCCUCUAUACACCUUUCUACUUGGUAUCUACUGGGUACCUGUGUGCCUUGGGGACCAAAGGUUAAAAGCACAAGAUAGGUACACACAGUGUAUAUGUUCAGGUGCCAACAAGAGCAGCCAGGGAGAGGCCCUGAACUGGGGGUGAGGGGUUUGGCAUUUAGAUGGGCAAAGGAAUUGGGGUGGGGGGAGGCAUUUCUGGCAGCAGGGAAAUGAACUGUGGCCUAAAGGCUGCUGCAGGGAGUUGUGUAGGUUAGUUUAGGGGAGCAAUGUAUGGGGCCUUCAGCUGGCAAGUUGCAGAAAUGGGCUUUGACCUAGGUUGUACCCAGGCAAAGACAGGGACGCUGUCUCCAGACUUGGCUAAAUUCCUUCCAGGUUUGUCUUCCUUGGGCCAGGCGCCAAGACCAGGAAACUUACCAUUAACUCCCAUGUGUCAGGGCAGUGAGGA